Molecule: messenger RNA, 4809 nt
Organism: Cantharellus anzutake
Lineage: Eukaryota; Fungi; Basidiomycota; Agaricomycetes; Cantharellales; Hydnaceae
Exons: 6
Coding region: 337-4623 (1428 amino acids)
Molecular function (GO): protein binding
Source: RefSeq, a predicted model, not a curated record
GCCCUCGGCAGUAACAAUGGUGGUGUCCCAGGUGCAAUUCUGACCUCUGUUGUCCAGCCUCCUCCAAAUCUUCAUCCUUCAGCCGGGCCAGACCAGACCUUCGCAUUCCCCGAAGCACAACCCCCGCCACCAGUUCUAAAUUGCAACACGGCCCUCGAAGAUCUGGUACGGGAAAUACGAAGUUAUGAAGAACUCCUGUUAGGGUUCGCUGGAUCUAGUGCAGUGGACAAUCUGAUCCUUCGUCUGCACGCUCUGGGAUUCUCUGCGCGAGGGCUUCGCGACAGGAUUGAUAAGCCUUUCGAUGCGGGUGCAGAUCAAUUCCCCUCUUCUCCAUGGAUGGUUGAGAGGCAUCUCCAAGACUUGUCGCAGGUGGUUCAGAAGGAGCAUUCUAAUGCUUUGUCAUUGUUGAGUUUCUCCGUGCGUCGUCAGGAGCCUGAAGCGUCCGGAGGCGGGACAGAGCUAUCACAUUCCCUCAAUAAGCCAAGCUUUAAUAUGGCUGAAUCCACCGAUGCCUUUGCUUCAUAUCUGCAAACCCAAGGGUUAUUAUUGAAGAGAUGGUUGUCCACGGUACUCGGUGAGGCCGAAGAUCUCUCUCUGGAGCUUCGAGAUGAAGAAAUCGUGGUUCUGUUAAAUGUGGAGGCGUUUCACUCCCUUGUAAAGGAUGAAAUCACAAUGCUUUCGACCUCCGACCCGUCGAAAUCCGCAUACCGUUACAACUCCGCUUUCUCUCAUUACGUGCAGCUUGUUCUGCCUCUAUCCCCUGAAAGAGAUAUUAUGAUUUCAAGGGGCUGUAUCGUGUUGUCAAAAGCUCUACGUCGACUUGGUCUUGUGGAGGACUCAUUUGAGGCGGCGAAUAACGGUGUCACCCUAAUUCUUGGAGACGUUUGGGAUUGGCAUGCAAUGCCCCCCGCUCACAAAACCACUCUUUCUUUGCCCAUAUCACUACUUCUCGCCGAAUUACUCGGGUCCGCCUGCCAUAGCCUCAUAAUGCUGUCAGAUAUCCUGGAUAACACACUCUCACCCCAUCGUGAAACACUCCUCUCCAUUGCAUUCCACAGAGCAAAGUUGGCAGUCCAGUUGCGACGUCAGGAUGUAACUCAUCGCAUCGAUAAAUCCCAACAUAGAGAUCCUUUCGAUUCGGUUAGUUUUGGUACUGGUAGCGCUAGACUGGCUCUGCUGGAUUCACUGGUUUCGUUGUCUCGCACUGUCUCGUCCCCGAAUUCGGACUGGGAGGGUGACAUGCUGACAACCGCUGAACGAUUGGGGAGGAGGGAGAUUUUAGGCACCGUCAUUGAUGAGCUCCGAUCACUCCAAGAACAUGCACAUCCGCAACUGCAAUCUAGGGCAACUGAACUGUUGGUUUCCGCUCUCAUUGUCAAGUCGUUUGUUAGCUCCAGUCUGGCUAUCGAUGUUAAUUCGGGAAUCGCGUUCGGAAGCAUCAACGAUGCGCGACUGACGUUGACGAGCCUCAUAGACGAGAAGUUUGUUUUGCGCUCUACCCCUCGUCCUUUGGCACUGUUCGGAGUAGGGGAUAUACGAGAUUUAUACCCGUCCAUGCUGCUCAUGAUUGCCACUUUGGCGUGGUCAAACACUAAUGUUCCUACUGCACUCCAAGCCGCUUCUGAUGCUGUAGAAUGGCACGUCAAUAGAGUGAAAGCCAUCCAAAGAGUCAGGAACUUGACGAAUCCGGAAGUCCAAUCAUGGGCCUCUCCCCAUUACCGAAUUAUGGUCAAAGUUGCUCUUGAUGAUGCAAUUUCCGCCUUCGAGACGAACGCCUCAUAUCUUCGGGAGAUAGACAGAAAGGAAGACGCUUUUGCAAUACAACAGCAAGAGGUAAAGCUGCUUCAAGAGGUGGUCGAUUUUAUCAAGAGAUUUGGCGCUGAUGAUUCGACGGACCCACCCUACUACCGAACGUGCAGUCUCAAAAGUAUUCAGGCGGCCUUGGCAAAUGCAUUCACCCAGAUCGCGACAAGUGCAGCUGAAGAUAAACGUAUGGAAUUGGCCCUGGAGUACGGCAUCUCUGCCGUCCAUGAAUACCGCGAACUCCUCUCAGUGGAAGCGAGGGGCACACCUGGCAACGAAUCCCAACAAAUCCCUCCUAAUGAGAAAAAGAUUCGUGAAGGUUUCGCAACUGCACUAUCCGGGGUUGCCAUUGAUGCUUCAUCGGUCGAAGAAUGGGAUAUCGCUAUCGAGGCCGACGAAGAAUCAGUGAAGCAAUACCGUAUCCUUGCGGGAUUUGAUCCUGUUACCUAUGCCUCGGGAGUAGGCAAUUCUUUGCGGAGCCUGGCUCAACACCUGUAUCGUGGAGGCAGAAAGGCAGAGGCUGUGGAGGUUGGCUCACAGGCUGUGGAAGCCGCAAGAAUAUUAAUCAAAACAAACCCCCUUGACUCCCAUCGCACCGAUCUGGCCGUUGCACUAUCUGACUUUGCGGUUUAUUCCGCUUCCAUGGAGCAGUAUGACGUAGCGAUUGCGGCCGACAGAGAGGUCCUGGACAUUAGGAACACCAUUACCAGCCAAACUGGUUCCUUUGGCAAUGACGAGUUUGACAUAACUCCAACCUUGCAGAAUCUCGCUGACCACCUUACAGCUUCCGGUCAGCAUGAUGAGGCUCUAGUGGCUGGUCUUGAAUUCGUGGAUGCGACUAAAACUGCAAUGGAAGCAGGGAAGAAGAUUGCAUCAUCAUACGGAUAUGCACUGUAUAAGCUAUCCCUUCUUUUCGUGGCCCUUCGGGACUGGGACAAAGCAAUUGAAGCGGAUGAAAAUGGCAUCAAGUUCUUCGAGCAACUCAGACUGGGUGAACCAUCCUCCUACGACACCGAUUACAUACGAGCCCUCCGUUCACGUGCAAAGCAUCUCCGCGAUGCUGGUCGGCUAGACGAGUCGCUCCUAGAAAGCGAAAAGGUCUUAAAAGUAGCUGAAGAUGCUUUUCAGCGGAACCCUACUCAUCGGAUUGAUGUGGCAAUUGCUCUGUCGGAUUUAGCAGGGAUUUACUCGCAAAUGAAUGAGUGGGAGGAGUCCCUCCCGUUCGAAGACCGAUCCCUGGAGCAUUACCGCAUUCUUGCUCAGGACGCGCCAGAUGACCAUGAUUCGGAGGUUAUCAGAGUCCUGCAGAACAGAGCGGUUGCACUACAGAACGCUGGUCGACUUGAUGACGCCUUGGAAGCCGGACAAGCCGUGAUCGAUGCAUCCCGUGAAGCGUACAAGAAGCGACCAGAGAUGCAUCGAUCAGAUCUGGCAUUAUCCUUGUUCAACUAUGGCGUUUAUACAGCCGCAAAAAAAGACUGGGACGCGUGCAUCAUUGCGGAUGAGGAGUCAGUAGGAUUUUACCGCCUCCUCUUCAAGGAAAACCCCAAGAUUCGAAUCAGGGAGCUGCUUCGGGGAAUGCGGAAUCGAACAGUUCACUGCGCAAAUGCAGAGAGGCAUGAGAUAGCUCUUGCAUCAAGUCGCGAAUGGGUUGACACCGCCAGGAAGGCGGUCGAAACAAUGGGCCCAACGUAUUUAUCGGAUCUAGCUUCUGCGCUGGUGAACUUUGCGGGCCAGGUGGAUCGCUUGCAAAAAUGGGAUGAAUCUAUCACUGCAACCCAGGAAGCUCUGUCCAUCUACACCCAACUAGUAGACGAGGACCCUUCUUCGUAUUCAAGCAAUGUGUUUUACCAAAAGCGGAAUUUGGGGGCCAGGUUAUUCAGAGCAUUCAAGUAUCAGGAGGCGGUUGAAAUAGGAGGCGAAGUUCUGACUCAGGCGAGAAAACGUCUGACCGAAAAGGAAUCAACUGGAAAGGACUCGGAACCAGAAUUGGGGAAACCGGUGAUGGACUUGGUAUUCGAGAGAAGAGACCUCGCUCUUGCGUUGUAUGACCUCGCUCUUUACCAUAGCGCUCUCAAGAAAUGGGGCACAUCCAUAUCCCUUCACAAGGAAUCACUGAAUAUUUACAGGGGACUUCAGGAGGAGGCUGCACCUGGCACGUACGACGAGGACAUUCUCCGAGGCCUCCAAGAUUGUGCCGGUGAUUGUUACGACUCGAAGCAGCUCGACGAAGCGAUGGAGAUGGGAAAGGAAGCCGUCAAAUAUGCAGAACUGAUUGCGGAUGCUGCUAUGAAGGACGAAAACGGCAAGAUAUCCCAGUUAGUCAGAGGCGAUCUUGCCCGUGCACUGGCAAACUCUGGGGUUUAUAUGUUGCAUCGAAAGAUUUGGGACCAAAGUCUUCCUAUCCAGGAGCGAGCUCUCGAGAUGUACCGCGCUUUAUACGCGGAAAGGGGACUAGAACGGUACGAUUGGCAGCUUGUCUGUGUCUUGUGUAACGUGGCGGAGCAUCGAUUGCGGGCGGGGAUAAUGGAAGCUGGGUUGGAGAUCGGUAGGGAGGCUUUGGAUUUCUGCAAAAUUGUUGUGGAAGGCGUUCCAUUAGAUGAUCUCUCGACGAUCCCAAAGAUUACUCGAGAUAACAUGGGCAAAUCUCUACGCGAAAUUGCGAAAUACCUUAGGGAGGAAACGGAGAUGAAGGCGCUGGCCGAGGAAUACACCUCUGUUGCGGACCAAUUCGGUCCCCCUCCCCCAGAUGAUCCUCUGGGGAAGAAAGUGGAGCCAAACGGUCAGGUCGCAGAGACAGAACUACGGACAGCGAACUAGGGUGCAAAUAAAGAGUGCCUCCGAUUGACUAGUAUCGAGCAUGAGGCGUGCCAUGAUACACCAACACACCCUGUUGCUGCAAUUUAUUGAUUUACAUGGACAAUAUAAUCUAGGGACAAUGUUGUACUUUCCUAUACUUCGGAGGUCCGUGCACUUGAAUGGUGCCAAUUCAAUCGGAUAACGGAG